AGUGGCGUUAAAAUAUUGAAAAGGUCAAAAGUUACGAAAAACUGCGUGCAAGUUGUCUCUUCAGACUCCUAUUUCCCGUAUAUAAGUUUGAACGAGGCCGGUAUUACAUUUGUCGCGCGAUAAAUUUUUCGAGCUUGUCGAUUGGCUGCGGGAUAGACAAUUUCUCGAGACUCGGCAACUUUUCUACUCCGCAGCCAAUCAACGCGCUUGAAAAACUUGCCGUACGACAAAUGUAAUUGGGGCCACGCUUUUGCCGCUUUUCAAAAAGCUUCGCUCCUCCCGUCUCUACACGUUGGAGAUUGAUUAAACGUCUCCAAGGAAGCGCGGAGUAUGGCGGUAAGAGCUUCCUCGCGUAAUUGACCCUAAACGUUGCCCCGGAAGCUUCGGUCCGCGCAACUUCGUCCCCUCUCGCGCCGGCGGAAUGAAGACCGGCGACUCGGGGUCGCCGCAACGGACGUCCUCCAGGGUUCCCAGCGUUACUUCGUCCAAGAUAAAGCUCGGCGCCUUCGGGCGGGCCCGUAAAGCGGGAUGCGAGCGGAACGUCGCCUCGGCGCUUCUUCAGCAACGGCAGGCUCUUCGGAUCGUUCGCGAGAACGUGGACGUGACGCCGAAGCCGCUGGUCGACGCCGCCUUCGGCACCAUCGACGAGAACCAGACGACCGCCUUGGAGACCAUCGGAUUGUUCCAGACCGGAAGUGGCUCCCAACUGACGGCGUCUCCCUCGAGGAUCAGCAAUCUCCGGACCAGCUCGUCCGCCCUCCUCAAGACCUUCUCCACUGACGAUUUGCAGAUGGAGAGUCUGCUGUCCACGCAGGUGUGCGGCCUUUUGCCCACGGAGGAGGACGAGGACGCCGCGCCGCCGCCAUUUUUCCUGCCUAGCGACCACUCGGUGGUAUUCGCGACACGUCCGGAAACCGUGACGAUCACCUUGAAGGAGACGCAAACGUUCCUCGUGUUCGAGAUGCCGCAGAUGACCGAGGACCUGCGUACGCCCGAGGGACAGGCGGUCGAGCAAGCAAACGAGAAUUACGAGUACGUGACCGUAGGUCCGGGCUCGAGUCGGAAGCUGUUGGACGUCGAGACGCAGACGAUACGCGUGUUGACGAAAUCGCGCGGCACCUACUGCGGUCUGAGGCCGCGCAGGAAUCAGGGAACGUUCGUCAAUAACUGGGUAAUGCAUGACACUUACGUGGCACCGGAGCUGAUGGUGGAGAGAGACGGACUCCUGGUCGUGCACACGAAGGAAUCGAUGCGGCGGAUGCGAGAAGCGCAGGAACUCCGGUACAAGCUCCCCGAGCCUGAAACGACCCCCGAUCGAAGCCCCGAGGAGCAACUGUCUCGUAUCUGUCGGGAGACAGGAUUCCUGGACGCGGCACGCGUGAUGGAACGUAUAAUCGCAAACAACGUCUUCGUAGAGGCGCAGAAACGCUUUACCGGGUUAACUAAGCGCGAUCCAUGCGCCCUGGAUCUGAAAUUCGAUUAUCGGCUGGAUCUGCUGUGGACAUUCGCGUGCGAGAUGGUGCACGAUCGUCCUGUGGCCGCGUUUCGUUGGAGUCCGGCGAACGCGAACAUCCUCGCUGUCGCCUACGGCGCCAAAACCGGGUCCGACAGACCGGACGGAGUACUGUUGAUCUGGUGCGCCAAGAACCCCAGCCAGCCCGGUCGCGAGUACACCUUCGACAGUCCACUGUCCGACAUCGAUUGGAGCAAGGAGCGGCCGAAUCUUCUGGCGAUCGGUUUCUACGACGGAAGCGUGAGGGUAGUCGACGUCAGCGUGAAGAAAGUGAAUAUUAUUAGGCAGAGUCGUAGGGAGACAUCGGCGGCUUGCUCGCCACAUUGGCAAGUUCAAUGGUGGAGCGGCGACGAGCAAUUCGACUACCAAGAACAGAUCUACACCAGCGAUCAAGACGGCCGGAUAUUUUGCUACCGUCUGGGCGAAGAUUUUUUUGCCACGGAGAUCAUGCGCUUAUACAGAGUCGAGGGUAAACUAAGUGGUGUUUCUAGAACCGAUCACUGCGUGGCUUACGACGUGCCCAUCAGUCGUCAACCGGCCGCUCUUAUCCUCCGAAGACACCCCGUCGUCAGCAACGUGUACUUGGUCGGUUCCGACGAGGGUUGCAUCUAUCGGUGCUCGACGAAUUACUUGCGUCAGCACGUGGACAGUUUUGUGGCGCACGACGGCCCGAUUUACUCGUUCGAGUUCUCACCCUUUUGUCAGAAGUUGUUUCUGACCUGCGGCGCCGACUGGUGCAUCAGGAUCUGGGCCGACGGUCUCACCGAGCCGCUCAUCACCCUGUCGACAGCAAUGGCGUGUGUAAGGAACGCCUGUUGGAGCCCCACGUGUUCCACCAUCAUCGCCAGCGUCGUCAACGACCAGAUUUGUGUGUGGGACAUCCAUAGAAAAACGCACACUCCGACAUCCGUAACGAUUUCAACGAACGGAGCGAGAUUGGUGGCCGCUGAUUUUACAGCGAACGGGAAUCAGCUGGUGGUCGCUGACGUCGGGGGCGUCGUUUACGUCUACAAUCUCGAGGGCAUGCCGUUUCCACCCUAUGAUCAAACUAAAGUACUGAUUGAGUCUGUCCACAAGGCACUGGCAACCAAACCGGAACUGCUAAGGAAGCUGAAGAAACUCGGCCCACCAUUUUGAUUGUGCGAUUUUUACUGAGGAACAGUCUUUCACAAGCUAGAUAAUGUUCAUCAGGUUUUGCAGACAAGUUUCAGA
Messenger RNA from Vollenhovia emeryi, 2725 nucleotides. RefSeq names its product WD repeat-containing protein 78-like. The record is from RefSeq and is a predicted model, not a curated record. Gene Ontology annotation, biological process: cilium movement. Gene Ontology annotation, molecular function: dynein heavy chain binding; dynein light chain binding. NCBI's taxonomy places the organism in Eukaryota, Metazoa, Arthropoda, Insecta, Hymenoptera, Formicidae. The coding region runs from base 422 to 2650 and encodes 742 amino acids. The transcript has 5 exons. Gene Ontology annotation, cellular component: axonemal dynein complex.